Messenger RNA from Triticum aestivum (bread wheat), 3474 nucleotides. RefSeq names its product putative disease resistance protein RGA3. The record is from RefSeq and is a predicted model, not a curated record. NCBI's taxonomy places the organism in Eukaryota, Viridiplantae, Streptophyta, Magnoliopsida, Poales, Poaceae. Gene Ontology annotation, molecular function: ADP binding. Bases 505 to 3474 code for a protein of 989 amino acids. The transcript has 4 exons.
UUGACAAAAGGUCUUCACCUUGCAAGUGGGACGGUGGGAUGGAAAAUGAAACAAAGAUAUGUUUGAUUGUGGCUAUGACAGGGACGGAUCGGUCCUAAGACAAGCUUGACAAGAGACUGACCGGCUGGUCUUCCCACCUUCCAUAUAAAUGAAGCAGCCAUGAGGUGGGAGCAGGCAGCCAAGAAGCUAGCGUGUGCAGCCAAGCAAGAUCUCAGCUAGGCAGGAGAUUCUCCUUCUGGAGCAGGGUCAAAGCUGCUCCUCUAUACUGUGAUGUCUCCACAAGACCACAACUGAUCGUGGCUUCAACCACAAAAUCCUAGGAAGGGCCGCCAUCAUAUGCUGUGCUCCUUUGUUCAUCUGUCAAUAGAGGAGAAAGAGAAGAGCAUUGUUUGGACAAUAAUCCUGUGAUGAACGGAGGAGGGUAGAACUUACACAGCACAAGGCCCGCAAAACAUCAAAGCAGGCACACUUGCAUCAAAGUCAGAAACCACUGGUUUGGGCACCAUGGGCACAGUUUUGGAUGCUCUCACUUCGAAAUUUUUGACAAGGCUGGGUCGGCUUAUUGAAGAUGAGGUUGUGAUGACACUAAGCGUGAAAAAGGACAUCAAAAGGCUGAAGAAAAAUCUGGAACACUUCAGCGCAGUUCGCGAGGAUGCGGAAGCUCUGGCCAUGGAAGAUAGACGCAUAGAGGCGUGGUGGAAGAACAUGAGUGAUGUUAUGUUUGAUGUUGAUGUCAUCAUAGACCUUGUUAUGGUUCAUUCACAAAAAAAUUUGCUGCCAGCAAGAUCGCUCUGUUUCAAUCAGCCUAUGGUCUCUUGUUUUGAAAAUAUUUUAUUUGAUAACAAGGUGGCUAGAAGAAUUAAGGACAUAAAUGAAAAGCUUGAUGAGAUUAAAAUGAACACAGAGAUGUUCAGCUUGGAUAGAUCCCUUCAUCAACAGUUCCAGGUAACAAGUGUGGACAGAAAUCAGACAUCUCCUAUAGAUGAACUAGAGGUUGUUGGAAGAGAGAUCAAGCAAUCGGUUGAUGACAUGGUACAAAUAAUUGUCAGUGGCUGCCAUGAGAAUAAUACAAGUGUUCUGGGGAUUCAAGGAAUGGGAGGCAUCGGUAAGACAACGUUAGCUCAGAAGAUAUAUAAUCAUCAGAUGAUAAGAGAGAAAUUCCAAGUUCAUAUAUGGCUGUGCAUUUCGCAGAGCUACACAGAGACCGGGUUGAUAAAGCAGGCAAUACGAAUGGCUGGAGAAAAGUGUGAUCAGCUAGAGACCAAGACCGAGCUUCUACCACUUUUAGUGGACACUAUCAAAGGAAAGAGUGUUUUUCUUGUGCUGGAUGAUGUGUGGAAGUCUGAUGUCUGGAUUGAUCUUCUUCUAUCACCUUUCAUGAGAGCUUCGAACUUCCAGAUCCUUGUGACCACAAGAGACCUGUAUGUUUUGUCAGAAAUGCAUGCAACAUAUAUCCACCGAGUAAACAAAAUGAAUUACAGUGAUGGCUUAGAACUGCUUAUGAAGAAGUCCUUUCAAUCAUCCGAGCAAAUAUGUGAAUUCAAGAAUGUUGGCUAUGACAUUGUAAAGAAAUGUGAUGGUCUUCCUCUUGCCAUCAAGGUUGUUGCUGGUGUCCUAUCCACCAGAAGAACAGUUGCCGAAUGGAAGAGCAUCCGAGAUAGUAAAUGGUCCAUUCAUGGACUCCCCAAAGAACUUGGAGGUCCCCUGUAUUUAAGUUACAGCAACUUACCCCCUCAACUCAAGCAGUGCUUUCUCUGGUGUGCUUUGUUGCCUCCUAAUUUUGCAAUAGGUCGUGAUGAUGUUGCUUACUGGUGGGUUGCCGAAGGUUUUGUGAGGAAAGAGCAUGACCACUCAAUACAUGAAAUUGCGGAAGAGUAUUACCUUGAGCUAAUCAGGAGGAAUCUUCUGCAACCGAUACCUUUUUUUGUAGAUAAAGGUGAGUCAACGAUGCAUGAUUUAUUGAGGUCACUUGGGAAAUAUCUGACAAAGGAUCACUCCCUAUUCAUGAAUGCGGAAAGUAAAAAUUCCAUGCCGAAUCUGCGCCGCUUAGGUAUCAGCCAUGCUAUAGAAGAAAUCCCCCCUCUAGGAGAAAACAAGUGCUUGAGGAGCCUCCUACUUUUUAAUAACAAGAAUUUCAAGUCAAUUCGCAAAGAUAUUUUCAGAAAGCUUGAGCAUAUCCGUGUCUUGGUUCUCAGUGGGACAGGCAUCAAGGACAUACCAGACUCAGUGGGAAACUUGGUGUUGUUGUGGUUGCUAGAUCUGAGCUAUACCGAGGUUAACAAACUUCCGGAGUCCACGGGAAGGCUCAUCAGCCUCGAAUACCUCUCUUUGCUUGGUUGCAAUCAAUUAGAUAGCCUGCCAGCUGGUCUCAUGAGACUGUCCAAUAUAAGUUUUUUGCAGCUAGAGCAGACUGCAGUUAAUCAUGUUCCAAAAGGAAUUGCAAAGUUUCAACAGCUCUAUACCCUAAAAGGAGUUUUCGAGAGUGGGACUGGAUUCAGAUUAGACGAAUUGCGAUGCCUCCCCAAUAUCCACCGUCUGUGGGUCCAGAAGCUAGAGAAAGCGGCACCAGUGGGUGAACUUGUUCUGAAGAACAGUCAUAAUCUAAGGGAACUGAGACUGGGUUGCACAAUGGCCAGUACUAAAGAGAGAACUCGUUACCAGACUGGUGUGGUUGAGAGAAUCCAGCAAGUCUAUGACAUGCUUAUUCCAUCACCAAGCCUAGUAUAUAUUUAUCUUGAUGGGUUCCCGGGCGUAAGGCUCCCAGAAUGGCUAUGCUCAGAACCAGAGCUUAAUAUGCCAAGUUUGUGUCAUAUGCACCUCAAUGACUGCAUAUCAUGUUCAGAGCUUCCACCAGCAGGUCAGAUGCCAGAAUUGCUAGUUCUUCAGAUUAAAGGAGCAGAUACAGUUGUAACUAUUGGCACAGAACUCCUGGGGAAAGGUGUGAGAAGUGCAGCGGCUUUCUUCCCAAAACUUGAACUGCUUCACAUCAUUGGCAUGUGUAAUUUGGAAAAAUGGUCACUGUACAUAAGAAAUAUGUGCGAUGACAUGGAGGACAACUCUCAGCAGUUCUCUCUGAUGCCUUGCCUUAAGCGUGUGCUGCUUCUUGAUUGCCCCAAACUGAGAGCUCUGCCUCAAGACAUGUACAUGAUUGUCAAUUUGAAGAGAAUCCACAUUGAAGGUGCUCACAAGCUUCAUGAAGUUGUCAAUCUUCCCGCUGUUGUGUGGCUCAAGGUGAAGAACAACGCGUGCUUAAGGAGGAUUUCUAAUCUUUGUAAGCUGCAGGACCUGUUUGCACAGGACUGCCCAACGCUGGAUCAGGCAGAGAACCUGUACGCACUGAAUAGGGUGUACAUGAUUGACUGCCAACACGCCCAAGAGUUCAGGAAUUGUCUCGCAGUAGAAGAACAAGGCAUCCUAGUCCAUGUUGCAGCAGAUGGGCGUAAUAUCUUCCCAGAUGAAACUCUCUAUAACUAG